AUGGCCGCCAGCAUGGCUCACUAUCAAGGCCACCUCAGCAACCGCAUCACGACCGGACGCGCCGAGACGGUUGGCCAGGCACAGUACCCGCCGCGGCGAGCAGAGCGCAAGUACAAGCUCGAGGUCGAGCAGCAACCCAUCCGAGCGCGCAUGUGUGGCUUUGGCGACAAGGACCGGCGGCCCAUUACGCCUCCGCCGUGCAUCCGGCUCGUGGUACUGGACGAGAUGGAUCGCGAGCUCGACUUCAACGAGAUCGAUAGCACCUACUUUGUCCUCAUGGUGGACCUGUGGAACGAGUCGGGCCAGUCGGCCGUCAACCUGGUGCGCCAUAGCAGCGCCGCGCCCACCGUGUCCAUCAGCAGCAGCACAACGACGUCGUACCCGCCACCGCCCGAGCGCAGCCACUACGUCGCCACGACGAUUCCGGGCUACGAUGCACAUUCGCAGGCCUACCGCCACCAGCACCAGCACCAACAGCACCAGCACCAGCACAUGCAGCCCCAGCCCAUGGCCCCGGCGGGCUACGGCCCCGGCGCCCACACGGGCGU
Bipolaris zeicola 26-R-13 is the source of this 548-nucleotide messenger RNA. RefSeq lists its product as uncharacterized. The annotation marks the transcript as partial. The record is from RefSeq and is a predicted model, not a curated record. NCBI's taxonomy places the organism in Eukaryota, Fungi, Ascomycota, Dothideomycetes, Pleosporales, Pleosporaceae. The transcript has a single exon.